Messenger RNA from Conger conger (European conger), 4507 nucleotides. It is a transcript of the gene srlb, whose product is annotated as sarcalumenin. The transcript is spliced from 7 exons. Gene Ontology annotation, molecular function: GTP binding. NCBI's taxonomy places the organism in Eukaryota, Metazoa, Chordata, Actinopteri, Anguilliformes, Congridae. Bases 33 to 1556 code for a protein of 507 amino acids. The record is from RefSeq and is a predicted model, not a curated record.
CGCCCUGCUCCGGAGCCCCGCCCUCAACUUCCAUGCCCUUUGACCUUUUCCACCUGGUAUAUAUAGCCACUCUGCCUGUCAGAGUUCUCCUGGCUGCCAAAAUGAAGGGUAUUAUCUCAAUCUGCUGCUUUCUGUUUUUCCUGGCCCUGACCAGAACGGAGGAGGACGAGGAGGAUGUGCUGACCUCCAUCUUGCGAGACAGAUCUCACAUCGAGGAAACGCUCAGGCUGGUGUCAGAGGAGCCAGCUGGCGACUUCGCAGCGGCUCUGCAGAGAUUGCGUAAGAUCUACCACUCCUCCAUCAAGCCCAUGGAGCAGGCCUACAAGUACAACGAGCUGCGGCAGCACGAGAUCUCAGCCUACCCUGGACGAACCCUGGGGGCAUCAGCUACAGAUGGUGAGAUCACCUCCAAGCCUAUGGUACUAUUUCUCGGUCCCUGGAGCGUCGGCAAGUCCUCCAUGAUCAACUACCUUCUGGGCCUGCAGGACUCUCCAUACCAGCUCUAUACAGGCGCUGAGCCCACUACCUCCGAGUUCACGGUGAUCAUGCACGGCGAGAAGGUCCGCUCCGUCGAGGGCAUCGUCAUGGCGGCCGACAGCUCCCGCUCCUUCUCGCCCCUGGAGAAGUUUGGCCAGAACUUCCUGGAGAAGCUGGUGGGCAUCGAGAUGCCCCACAAGCUCCUGGAGAGGGUGACCUUCGUGGACACGCCUGGCAUCAUCGAGAACCGCAAGCAGCAGGAGAGGGGCUACCCCUUCAACGACGUGUGCCAGUGGUUCAUCGACCGGGCGGACCUGAUCUUCGUGGUGUUCGACCCGACCAAGCUAGACGUGGGCCUGGAGCUGGAGAUGCUCUUCAGGCAGCUGAAGGGGCGCGAGUCUCAGAUCCGCAUCAUCCUCAACAAGGCCGACCACCUGGCCACCCAGGACCUGAUGCGUGUCUACGGCGCCCUCUUCUGGAGCCUGGCGCCGCUCAUCAACGUGACGGAGCCGCCCCGCGUCUACGUCAGCUCCUUCUGGCCCUACGAGUACGCCCCCGACACCAGCCGCGAGCUGUUCAAGCGCGAGGAGAUCUCCCUGCUGGAGGACCUGAACCAGGUGAUCGAGAACCGCCUGGAGAACAAGAUCGCCUUCAUCCGCCAGCACGGCAUCCGCGUGCGCAUCCACGGCCUGCUGGUGGACCGCUACGUGCAGACCUUCAAGGACAAGAUGAGCUUCUUCAGCGACCCCGAGCUGGUCUUCAAGGAGAUCGUGGACGACCCCGACAAGUUCUACAUCUUCAAGUCCAUCCUGGCCAAGACCAACGUCAGCAAGUUCGACCUGCCCAACCGCGACGCCUACCGCGACUUCUUCGGCAUCAACUCGGUGAACAGCUUCAAGCAGCUGUCGGCCCAGUGCUCCUACAUGGGCGGCUGUCUGCUGGAGAAGAUCGAGAAGGCCAUCACCAACGAGCUCCCCAGCCUCCUGAGCAGCAUCUCCCUAGGCAAGAACCCCAGCCUGUCCUCCUGCGAAGCCACGGGGUGCGGGGAGAAGCCCAAGAACCGCUACCGGAGGCACUGAGACGGAGGAGAGGAGAGGAGGAGGGAGAGAGGGGGAGGAGAGGAGGAAGAGGAGUAGGAGGGGAGGAGAGGAGAGGGGCGGGGGGAAGGAUGGAGGGUCCGUACGGCUGACCUCCUCCGCCCCCCCGGCCCCGCCCCCUCCCGUGAAUCCCAUGAUGUCGUUGUCUGCAGGGAUGGAGGUUCUUUCGGUUUUUCUGUCGUUUUGUUGUUCUUUUUUCAGAGGAAUGCAGGGUGGGAGUUUGGGGUGAAAAGGAAGGGGAGGGGGUGGUCAGUGAGCGGGACUGGCUGAGGGGUACAGGUGUUUGUGUGGUGAGAGUUUCACAGGUGAGUUUUGUCAUGUCGAACUCCCUCCUCUCUCCCCUGCACAGCAGUACAGAACUGUCAGCUGGUUUGGAGAAGAAAAAAAAUACACGUUGGAAAAAAAAUUGCUGAAACAAAAAAAAUUGUAAAAAGAUUUUUAAAUGAAAAAUUACGAGACUUUAACAGUCUGUGCCAGCUCUAUGUAUGUGAAUAAAAUGGAGAAAAAAAUGGAAACAGUAGUUUGACAAUUUUUGUUUGCAGGUUUGCGUUCAAUUUUAUUUCAAUGAUUUGAAAUGGCAACAGGCUGAUUCACUGAGUUUAAACUUUUGUAUUUAUUGUUGUUGCUUUUUUACUGUCUGCAAUUUAGAAGUCUCGUUUCUUUUCUUGGAGAGGACGACCUAGACUUUCUUACACAGCCCUGAGAAGAAUUUGCACACACAUCUGCUGCCAGCCUAAACUUCAGCCCACUGCCACCCCAGCAUGCCAGGGUAUACUGGUGAAACUAAAGCUGCAUGAGAUCCUGUCUUUCUGGCUAUAUAUUUAUUUAUUUAUUUUAUUUCCUGACGUAUGACACCCUGCAAAAAUAACCUGCAGGACCCCGAAACAAGGUCCACAGGAUCCUGCUGUAAAAGCGUGGGUUUAUUAUCGGGCACGUCGACCUGUGUAGUCAGAACCUUCUGCAAGGAAACGCUCUGUUUUCUCUGCUUCUGUGACCCUCCUGGGGGACAGUCUACUGUCCUGUAGACGGUACUGAGCACAGGGGUCAGGGGUCAAGGGUCAUGUCCAAUUUCUUAUUGAAAGAAAGAAUCACUGCUACAUAGUUAGAGGUCUGCCAAAUCAGGUCCCUGCAGUGUGGGGUUACAGGGGAGAAUUUAUAUAUAUAUAAUAGAAAUAUUAUUAUUAUUAUCAUCACGGUGCCUGUCGUGAAUAACCAACAGGCCUGGUGGAUCGCCAGGAGCCUCCUGGGAACAGAGCCAUAGAGUACGGUGGGAAAUCUCCCUUGACUUCCACAUUCUUCCCAGUGUCACUCUGGGGUUUAUAGGUGUCAGUAAAAUUCCCAUAGUUCCUCUGCAGUUAUGUGAGAGGUUAAUGUGGAGUGGCAGGGCCUCGGGAAUGUAACUCUGAUCUCCACUGAAAGCGUCUGUUUUUUUGGCAGGGUUUUUUUAACAUUUUUUUUACUACUUGUUGCUUUACUUAGAAGUGCCGGUCGCAAGACUCCACACACGAUGUGCCAUCUGUUUCCCGGCUUCCCACAAGCCCCACAGGAAGUGUUGGAUAACACAGGACUCGCUUAUUUUUAUGGAGAGAGAGAGAGAGAGAGAGAGAGAGAGAGAGAGAGGAAGAGAGGAGAGGGGUAAAACUUCUGUAAUCAAACUCCCCGGUGGCAGUUUGCCCUCUGACCUCCGUCGAAAUGGUUGCCAGUUGUGCGACUGCUGAGUGGCUGUGUUCGUGUUCCUCUGAGAGGAUGGGGAUUAAGGUUAAUCAAAAAUGUACAGGUUUAUCUCUCUCUCUCUGUCUCUCUCUCUAUGUUACAAUUAAUUAUGUAUUUGAUUCAACUGGCACCCUGCUUCUUGGGAACAACAAUCACAACCAUAUCAAGAAAAUACAAACAAGCUCCUGCCGUGCAACAGAAACUAAAUCGACAUGAAAGAGUACACGAACCUGCCUUGUAUGCAGCGGACUACUCGCGUUACAUUUCCGCAUAACCAGAGAAGAAAACGCGCUGAGUAAUUAUAAUUCACAAAAACUCCUCAAUCGGCGUUUGGGGUUUUAUUUUACCCUUGCUGUUACCAAUUAUGGACACCAGAGGGAGCCCUGUCUCCGAGUCUCCGCCACAAAAGCUGCCCCACAUGACAUUUUGUUCUGGUUGGCAUUUAUAUAGCGCCUUUAUCCAAAGCGCUGUACAAUUGAUGCUUCUCAUUCACCCAUUCAUACACACACACUCACACAUCGACGGCGAUUGGCUGCCAUGCAAGGUGCCGACCAGCUUGUCAGGAGCAUUUCGGGGUUAGGUGUCUUGCUCACUUCGACACAGCCAGGGCGGGGGAUCGAACCGGCAACCCUCCGACUGCCAGACGACCACUCUUACUGCCUGAGCCAUGUCACCCCUGUCGCCCCUGUUCUGUAGUCUAUUUCUGGAAAUUAACGUUAGCCAAUAUAAAUAUAAAAUUAUGACGGAAAGACUUUUUUUUAUUGCAGUACGCUCAAUCAAAUCAAGACUGACUGAAAAGCGUAAGCAAUUCAUCACACAGCAAUGUCUGCCAAAUCAAUAUUUCAUGCAUAAAGAUAAAGACUCCCAUCACUCAAGGAAAAAUAAAUAAAUAAAUAGCGAUGGAUACUUGGUCAAAUUGAUGAAAGAUCUCACAGGAGAUCAAGACGCAUUUACUACAUUAUAUUAUUUUGGCACUGUUCUUCCAUGAUUCUUAACUGUAUAUUUUUGUGUUUUUUUAACCCUUUUUCUUUUGCAGUAUUUUACAUAAAUAUCCUGAUAUCAUAGUUUAACUUAGUGUCAUGUUAAGUUGCUCAGCGUGUAACUCAUUCAUGUAAUCUGGGGGAACUGAUUUUUUGUGUACAUUUUAAAAUGAAAUUGAAUGCAUUCAAGGCAGCAACAUUUGUCUGGAAUAAAGGUUUUUGACUGAAUGUGAUAAAAAA